AUGGCAACAUCAGUAUUCAACCCGCAUUUGCGACUGCUCAACGCUCUCCGAGCCAACGCAAAGCCAAUCAUGACCUUCUUAGGGCUUCCGUCUUUUCGCACCGCCCAGAUUGUAGCCCAGACCGGCCUUGAUGGUAUCAUCAUCGACUGUGAACAUGGUCAUAUAAGCGACGAUUCUAUGCACAGCGCAACUGCCGCCAUUGCUUCCAUGGGGGUGUCACCGCUGGUGCGUCUCCGCAUGACGCACUCGGACUUGAUCAAAAGAGCUUUGGAUGCUGGUGCACACGGCAUCGUCGUCCCUCGAAUAAAUACCACCGAGGAAGCCCGGAACGUGGUCUCCUAUUCCAAGUUCCCUCCACAGGGCCUUAGGGGACAGGGUUCGGCGUUUCCAGCCCUCACUCAUGCAAUCGAUAUCCCGACAUACAUCAAAACAGCAAACGAGACGCUUCUUACAUGUAUCCAGAUUGAAUCGAAAGUAGGGGUGGAGAAUGUCGAUGCUAUAUGUGCUGUUCCUGAUAUGAUCUUCAUCGGGCCCAAUGACCUGGCCCUAUCGCUGUUGGGCUAUGUGCCGGCAAAAGGUGAUGGGCCUGAGUUUGUGAAUGCUAUUGAUAAGAUUGUGGCUGCAGUUAAGAAGCAUGGUAAGUGGGUUGGUCGGUUAUCCAACGACGGGGCUCUAUGUAAAGAGCAUUUGAAGGCUUCUGAUACGGUGGCUUUGAUUUACGAUAUUUGGGCCAUGCAGAACAGGUAUACCCGUGAGUUGGAAGUAGCGCGUGCGUGA
Molecule: messenger RNA, 777 nt
Organism: Aspergillus sclerotioniger CBS 115572
Lineage: Eukaryota; Fungi; Ascomycota; Eurotiomycetes; Eurotiales; Aspergillaceae
Product: HpcH/HpaI aldolase family protein
Exons: 4
Coding region: 1-777 (258 amino acids)
Cellular component (GO): cytoplasm
Molecular function (GO): aldehyde-lyase activity
Source: RefSeq, a predicted model, not a curated record